This is a messenger RNA of Bombina bombina (fire-bellied toad), 604 nucleotides long. Its product is annotated as prostate stem cell antigen-like. The record is from RefSeq and is a predicted model, not a curated record. The transcript is spliced from 3 exons. NCBI's taxonomy places the organism in Eukaryota, Metazoa, Chordata, Amphibia, Anura, Bombinatoridae. Bases 18 to 413 code for a protein of 131 amino acids.
UCUACCAGUCUCUGAAGAUGAGGACUCUUCUUACUACAUCUAUACUACUGGCCGGCUUUCUUGGCUUGGCUUAUUCCCUUCAAUGCUACUCAUGCACUGAUACUACCGAGAAUAAAGAUUGUCUGACAGUGUCUACGUGCAACUCAUCCAUGUCCUACUGUACCUCGACCGUCGUGAAGUUCCUCUUUAUUAAGUCUGUAACUAAAGGAUGCGUCUCCAGUUGUGUUUCAGGAAGUGAAAGUAUUGUUAUAUUUUCUGGUUCACAAACCUGCUGCAGUACCAACCUCUGUAAUAACAGGACUGUCCAAGAUUUACUGAAUUCAGGAAACAGCAAACACAGUUUGACCAAUAGUAUUUUCCUAAUUGUGAGCAUCACCAGCCUAAUGAGCACUGCUCUCACUAUGGGACUUUAAUACAUUUCAGACAAUGGACAAACAAGUAUUUUAACCAUUUUGUAAUUUGAUAUUUAAACAUAUAAAGUGCAAUGGAACUUAUUUGGCAAACAAGAUCCCCUAUUGAUGGAACAGGAGCUGUAAACAAAACAUUUAAAAUAUUUGUACAAAUAAAUGUGUGAUUAUUAAAUUAUCUAACAUGGCUGUCUUUA